This is a messenger RNA of Solanum tuberosum (potato), 1062 nucleotides long. RefSeq names its product E3 ubiquitin-protein ligase RMA1H1-like. The coding region runs from base 203 to 898 and encodes 231 amino acids. Gene Ontology annotation, molecular function: ubiquitin protein ligase activity; metal ion binding. The transcript has 2 exons. Gene Ontology annotation, cellular component: endoplasmic reticulum. The record is from RefSeq and is a predicted model, not a curated record. Gene Ontology annotation, biological process: ubiquitin-dependent protein catabolic process. Lineage: Eukaryota; Viridiplantae; Streptophyta; Magnoliopsida; Solanales; Solanaceae.
ACCAUUUCCUCUCUCUCAGCUCAGCAAACUUCUUGUUUACCUCUUUAAAGAAACCUAUUUUCUUCUCUUUUUCCUCUGUUUAAUCACAUGGGAUUCUCCAUUUGAAGCUUGAAAGUCUGAAACUUUGAUUGUUUUUUCAACCCUUUUGCUUGAUUGAUUUGGAAAGACCCUUGGAUUGAACAAGUGCUCAGAAACAAAUCUCAUGGCCUUCGAGCAGUAUUAUUCAAACGAGUGGAAAUCGAUCCCUACUCCAGAAUCAUCAGACUCAGAGAAGACGUCUGCCUGCUUCGAUUGCAACAUCUGCUUGGACUUUGCCCGUGAUCCGGUUGUUACACUUUGUGGCCAUCUCUAUUGUUGGCCCUGCAUUUACAAGUGGUUUCACUUCCAGAGUGACUCUCUGUCUUCGGAUGAACGCCCUCGGUGUCCAGUUUGCAAGGCUGAAAUCUCCCAAACAGAUUUAGUCCCUCUUUACGGGCGUGGGGUAACACUGCCUGAAUCUGAGCCUGAAAACAAGCUCACUCUAAAAGUGCCUCCCAGGCCAUCUGCUUUCGGUCCAUUAUCCUUGUCAAAUUCCUUUAAUCCUUCUCAGCAACCACCACAUCCUAAUGCCUAUGAUCCCUAUGCCAGUUACCUCAACAGUUCAUCGCCGCCUUCAUUCAAUCAUGGAAACAAUACAUCAGUGGGAGUCUUUCAUCCAGUUGUUGGAAUGUUAGGAGAGAUGGUUUACGCUAGGGUAUUCAGAAACUCAGAGAGUUUAUACACAUAUCCUAACUCCUACCAUCUAGUGGCAAAUAGUAGUCCAAGAUUGAGAAGGAGGGAAAUGCAGGCUGACAAGUCUCUAAACAGAAUUUCCCUUUUCCUCUUCUGCUGUUUUCUUCUUUGCCUAUUGUUAUUCUAGUUUCAUUUGAGGCACUCUUUUGUCCUCUUCCAUUUCAUCUUGUACACAUUGUAUAAAAUUGAUGUUUUGAUGAGCAUCAAAUCAUUUAAAAUCAUAUAUGUGAGAUGAUAAUAAGCAAGAUUUUGGCUCAAGCAUAAUGAGUUCAAACUGACAUUUUUGAGUUA